This is a messenger RNA of Pectinophora gossypiella (pink bollworm), 884 nucleotides long. RefSeq names its product circadian clock-controlled protein daywake-like. The transcript is spliced from 5 exons. Lineage: Eukaryota; Metazoa; Arthropoda; Insecta; Lepidoptera; Gelechiidae. Bases 73 to 795 code for a protein of 240 amino acids. The record is from RefSeq and is a predicted model, not a curated record.
GGCUCUGAAACUAACCAAAGAUCAACCAAGAGUACCUUCUGAGAAGUAUUUUAGUAAAAAAUAACUAACAAAAUGCACAAAAUCCUGUUCGUGUGUUUAGUUAGCUGUUUUGUAAUAAGCUGCAAUGCCGGUGCAGUUUCCUUCAUUAAGCCAUGCAAGUUCGACGACAAAGCCUGUCUCUUGUCUUCGGCCCAAGCAGCGCUACCCCAUGUAGCUGCUGGUAUCCCAGAACUCGGAGUGCCCACAGCUGAUCCUCUCGUCUUGGAAGAAAUCAACUCAAAACAAGACGGACUAGAUAUCCAGUUCAAAAACCUUAAAGUUGCUGGCCCUGGAAAAUGCAAAUUCGUAUCUAUUUCUGUUGACGGUGACAAGAGCACGCUGACUUUCGACGUGGAGUGCCCGAUCACAGCCACUGGUCAGUACAAAGUUGGUGGCAAGCUGCUGGUGGUGCCUAUCGAGGGAGAAGGUGACUGUGAAAUUAAGACUGAUAAAAUCAAGCUGUCCGUUAUCACUCAUAUGGAUCAAACCGCUGGGUCUGAUGGCAAACAGCACUGGAACAUUGUGUCCUACGAACAUUCCUAUGAGCCUGAGGAACAGAUCCACUUCAGACUCGACAACCUAUUCGGUGGUAACCAGGAAAAGGCCCAACCCGUCAUGGAGAUCCUCAACCACAGCUGGAAGGAAGUCAUCCUGACCAUCGGCAAGCCCAUCAUCGCAGAGAUCAUCCACCAGGCUAAAGAAGUAAUUCAAUCCUUCCUUCACGCAGUCCCAGCCGAUGAACUCUUCCUGGCUUAAGUUGUAUUUGCAAGUAAUUAUAUAUAACCUGUAAAAUGAAGCUUAUUGUUGUAUGUUACGCUCAAUAAAGGUUGGCUUUUAUUUUUCUA